Molecule: messenger RNA, 366 nt
Organism: Sphenostylis stenocarpa
Lineage: Eukaryota; Viridiplantae; Streptophyta; Magnoliopsida; Fabales; Fabaceae
Source: the annotation of a GenBank genome assembly
AUGUAUAUGCCUGUGGCUACCUCAGCCACACCGCGGGGUGGAUUGCCUGCUGACAGUGGGGACUCUGUUGUGGCAUUAGCUCAAGUUCCGCGAUGGAAUGAUGCUGAUCAGUGCCUGGGGUUUGAAACCUCAUUUUCUAGUUCACAUUUUCCUGAUCCUCUAGCGUUGCCCUUGGGAUCAGACAGUGGUGAUGGCAGCGAGUCAGUGUCGAAAUUUCCGGUUGACCGUGAAGUCAAUUCAAAGAUAUAUUUGUGGCGGGGGAAUCCCUGGAAUCUUGAAGUAGAUGCGGUGGUAAAUUCAACAAAUGAGGUGAGCACUAUACGGCUUUGUUUUAGUAUUGUCGGGUUGUUUGAGUUAACUGUGUAG